Molecule: messenger RNA, 908 nt
Organism: Hevea brasiliensis (rubber tree)
Lineage: Eukaryota; Viridiplantae; Streptophyta; Magnoliopsida; Malpighiales; Euphorbiaceae
Product: 60S ribosomal protein L12
Exons: 1
Coding region: 214-714 (166 amino acids)
Biological process (GO): translation
Cellular component (GO): ribosome; cytosolic large ribosomal subunit
Molecular function (GO): structural constituent of ribosome; large ribosomal subunit rRNA binding
Source: RefSeq, a predicted model, not a curated record
GUCUAGUGGUUAUCGAAAAACCCCAGGACAACUUAGUCAUUUUCCACGCAUCUGCAAAACCCUAAUCCUCUUUGCUUAUAUGCUAACAAACUUUCACUCUGCUGCUUCCCUCGCCGCGCCUCCUUCUUAAUCUUACCCACCUCCAAUUUCUGCACCUAUAUUUGUUCUGUGACCUUCCCUUGAAAACCUCUACACGCAAUCUGACAACUAAACAUGCCGCCGAAGUUCGACCCUAGUCAGGUGGUGGACGUUUUCGUCAGGGUCACCGGAGGUGAGGUCGGAGCAGCUUCAUCUCUUGCUCCAAAAAUUGGUCCUCUUGGUCUCUCCCCCAAGAAGAUUGGUGAAGAUAUUGCCAAGGAAACAGCUAAGGACUGGAAGGGUUUACGUGUCACCGUCAAGCUCACUGUCCAGAACCGUCAGGCCAAGGUCACUGUGGUUCCUUCCGCCGCUGCUUUAGUCAUUAAGGCAUUGAAGGAGCCUGAGCGUGAUAGGAAGAAGACGAAGAAUAUCAAGCAUAGUGGGAAUAUCUCGCUGGAUGAUGUGAUCGAGAUUGCUAAGGUAAUGCGGCCCAGAUCGAUGGCUAAGGACUUGAGCGGUACCGUGAAGGAGAUAUUGGGUACUUGUGUAUCUGUUGGGUGUACGGUUGAUGGGAAGAACCCGAAAGACCUCCAGCAGGAGAUUACUGAUGGUGAGGUCGAGAUUCCUCUUGAUUGAAUAGACUGAAGGAAUUGGUAUUUGUGUUUUUUUUUUUCCAAUGUUUCUCCAGAAUCUGGGUUUUUGUUUAAGGGCAUUAGCAAGUUUAUGAAUUAUUGAAGUUUUAUAUGAAUGAGGAGAUGUAAUGUUUAUUAUUUUACCAUUUUUGGAUAAUGCUUGGCUUUUAGCCAUAGAAUGAAUGAUCUUGAUUUUGU